AUGAACUAUAUCCGCAAGAACCACAAUGAAGAAAAUCACCUGAGGGGACGGAGUGUUGUAGCGGCCUCAAGAUACAACCCAGAGCGGUUGCUGCCUUUCAAAAUUUCCCUCGUACAUCUGAACAUCAUGGCCUUUCGAAAGCCAGUUAUUUGGGCGUGUUUGAUGAGAGCGAUUUUUGACGGAGGCCUCCAGCUACGUGUUCGAGCGACUACAGUCCAGCUCUGCCAUAUGCCUCCCCAUGUGGCUUACCAGGUUCAGUCUAUGAUUUGCUUAUCCAUGCGGCGAUGGAUCCUAUUGCGGGACAUUCUACAAGCUCGGGAAGAUGAAGACAAGCUGGUAAAUCUCCAGCGGCCGGAUCUCUCACAAUCUACAUUUCACUUCAUGUUACAUCAUAGACCAUUCCGCGUCAGCCGUUGGAGCACAAGAGAAGCUGUGCGUCGUCCUCAUCUUUCCGAGAAAACCCACACCCGUACCGCACUCUUGCCCACAGUGGUUGCCAACCAUGAUGUGGUACGCCCCAAGUGUUAG
Molecule: messenger RNA, 528 nt
Organism: Colletotrichum lupini
Lineage: Eukaryota; Fungi; Ascomycota; Sordariomycetes; Glomerellales; Glomerellaceae
Exons: 6
Coding region: 1-528 (175 amino acids)
Source: RefSeq, a predicted model, not a curated record